AUGAAUGAAAAAAAAAUUUUCAAAGAUGAAUACAAUUUCAAUAUAAAUAAUAUGGGUAGCAAUAAAUUAAUAUAUGAUGCUGUUAAUUUUGGAUGUAACAGCACCAUUUUAAGAAAACAAAAUAAUACUAUCAAAAGUUUUAGAAAUGUAAAUGGAUUAAUAGACGAAGGGAUAAUAUUUGAAAAAAAAUCUUUACUAAAAAAAAAAGCAAAUGAAUGCUUAUGGAGCAUGCAGAAAUAUGAUAACUCGUUAAAGAAUCAUUCAUAUUGCCUUAUUCAUGAUAGUACUAAUGUCAAUGAUGAGUCUUUCCCUGGUAAUACUAAUGACAACAAUAGUAGUACCCGUAACAACGAGAUGAAUAAUGAAAUUAUUCCUUAUGAUGAUAAUCGGGGCAAAAAUAAUGGCAGUGACAACAACAAAGGGGAUAGAGAAAAUGAAGGUGAUGGAGGAGAUAACAGUAACGAUAAAGAUGAAGAUAAGGAAGAUGAUGAUGAUAAAGAAGAUAAGGAAGAUGAUGAUGAUAAAGAAGAUAAGGAAGAUGAUGAUGAUAAAGAAGAUGAGGAAGACGAUGAUGAUGAAGAAGAUGAGGAAGACGACGAUGAUGAAGAAGAUGAAGAAGACGAUGAUGAAGAAGACGAUGAGGACGAAGAAGUAGACAACGAAGACGACAAAGACGAUGGGAGAAAACAAAACAUGAAGCGCAUAAAACGAAGCAGGAGCUUUAAAUCGAACAGCACCAUGUAUACAAGCGUAAGUAGCGAACUGUCAAAUAGUCAUUACCGAAAAAGGAAAGUGUCUAAAUGUUUGUCUACGUCAAAUGACAAUGAUUCGCUGAUGUUUAACCUGUUCGAUGACGAGUUAACUUAUUUUUACCCCAACAAUUCAAAUAGUUUUAAUUUCACAAGCAGCGAUUAUGACGAACCUGAAGUGUGCAUCGGCAAUAACAGCAAUGAUGUUGGUAUUAAUAAUGUUAACGGGAAUAAUAUUGGCGGAAAUAAUAUUGGCGGAAAUAAUAUUGGCGGAAAUAAUAUUGGCGGAAAUAAUAUUGGCGGAAAUAAUAUUGGCGGAAAUAAUACUGGAGGAAAUAAUACUGGCGGAAAUAAUACUGGCGGAAAUAAUACUGGCGGCAGUGGUAACAGCAACACUGUUGGUAGUAAUAAUAAUGUUAACAGUAGACACAAAAUUGGUCUGCAUGGAGUAGCAGAAGGCGAUGGAAAUGAUAUUCAGGAGCAUGUACAUCAAGGUGAUACGUCCUACUAUUACACAAGAAGAAACAAAAAUCAAGGGAACAAUGGAGGAGAAAAAAUUAUUUACAAGGAAAGGGGUAUGGGAACGAAGGAUAAUCGGAUGGAGGAGUGUCGAAUGAAGGAUAGUCAGACGGAGGAGUGUCAACUAGAGAAGUAUCAGUUGCAGCGACGGAUAAGGGAGAAUCAUUGCAUAGAAACGAAGCGUGGAACGAAGAGAAACGGAAAAUAUAACAACCCUUUAGCGUACAGCUCCUCGAGCGACGACAUGUGCUCAGAUAAUUACAGCUCCAGUAGUGCAAAACAUUUUUGCAUGCAUAAGAAUAAGAUAGAUAUUUCAAAAAGAAGAAAUGACAAUAUAUUUGUAUAUAAAGAGGAGAACAUCCUUUUAUUAAAAAAAGCUCAUGAAAAUAAUAAUACAAAUUAUAAUGAUAUCAUUUAUCAUAUAAAUACAAUAAUGAAUGUAAAUAAAAAAAUAAAAGUAGUAAUUAUAGGUGCUGGAUUAUCAGGAUUAUCUGCAGCAUAUAUUCUACAAAACCAUAAUAUUGACGUGACGGUAUAUGAAGCCAGAAAUAGAAUAGGUGGGAAAUUUGUUUUUUCAAAAAAUUAUGGAAAAAGGUAUGUAGGGGAAGUGAACUUAUAUGUUAAUAGAAAUAAUCCUCUAAUAAAUUUUUGUAUAAAAAAAAAUAUAUACACAAAUAAUAUAAAUCGUCAUCUUUAUAAACAUUAUAUUUAUUAUAAGGACAAAAGGAUCUAUAUAUAUGAAUUGAGAAAUGAAUUUUUUAAAGUCAUUAGUAAAUUAAGAAAUUAUUAUGAACAUGUAUGCAAUUUGAAAACUUUUUCUGAUAUAAAAAAUAAAAAAAAAUUGUUAUAUGCUUCUCUAGGUGAAGUAAUAACUGUAAUAAUACAAAAAAUGAAAAAAGAAAAAAAUUAUAAAUAUAUCUAUGUGCAAUUAUAUAUAUCGUAUCUGGAGUCCCAUUGCGGUAUUAAUAUCUAUUCCUUGUCAAUACAGUACAUUUUUCAUAAUAUUAAUUUUUUAGACAUUUUUAAGAAUAUUUGCUGCACUUUCGAAUUGACCAAAAUUAUAAAAAAAUUAAAACAAAAUGUAAGGAUAGAAAAAAAUAAAAUUGUUAAUAAAAUUUAUUCGUAUAAUGAUAACAUAAAACUUGGCUUUAAAAAUCAUGUGGACAGUAAGCUCUACGAUUACUGCAUUGUCGCGGUGCCCCUCGGGGUCUUAAAGGAGAGUGUGCGAUAUUAUGGCAAGGGGGCAAGCAGAGGAACAGGAAACAAGGGAGGGGGAAGAAAGGGUGGAGGAAGCAAAAUAGUAGGAAGCAGAGGAGUAGGUAACAAGGGUGACAGGGGAGGCACAAAUUUAGAAGGUCAGGGUGAGUUGUCCCUUAAAAAUGAGAACAACUAUAAGAUCAUUAAUGAGGGGAGUACUUGUAAUGAUUAUGGAACGAACUGCAUAACGAAUGAGCAUGGAAAUUUGCUGGUAGUACGACGAGAUGAUAGAAACAAAGAAGUAGUUGACAUAGAGAACAACGAACUGUAUAAUGUUAGUGACUACAUUAUUAACAAUAUAGACUUGACCACAAACGAGUUUAGAAGCAAUAUGCAAAUGAAAUGUGAAAGUGCGGGAAAUGACUAUUCGGGGGUAGAAGACUACAAGAAUUGUCCCCUUGGAUCGGUACACACGGCCAGUAAUGUAGAUGCACAUGCAGGUGGAACUAUAAAAGAAAAUGUAAAUGCAGUUAUAAAUAAAAAUGAAAACAUUAAUGAGAUGGGGGUAGUGGAUCGAGGGGGAGAAGCGAAUCAAAUGAAUACUAAUAGCAUCUUUCCCCACAAAAACAGCGAAGUGCAGGUAAGGAAGUCUGGCAAGGAGGACGGGCCUCGUACCGAGGGGGGGUACAUGAAUCGCGUUAAAUGCAGUCAUCACAAUGAAAAUAUAGUGGAUGACAGCAACACAUACUUGUAUAAUAAAAGAGAACCGUUUAAAUAUGAUGAAGAGUACACGGAAAAAUCGAAUAAGCUAUCCCCAUUUGACAGAGAAGGUAGGAAGGAAAAGGAGGAACAUCAAGAAAAAAAUAGCUAUAAUAUCCAAAUUAAUAGCACAUUUGUUCAUAAAAAAGAAGCUAAAGAUAAUAAGUCGACAAAAAUGGCCUUUCCAAAUAAAGAAAAGACACAAAGAAAGAAACAGAUAGAACACAUAAAAAAAAGACAAAAGGGAAAGAAAAAAAAAUACUCAAGAAAAAAUAAAAAAAUAAAAAAUUUUUUACAAGAACGAAAUACUGGAUUAAUAGAAUUCAUUCCUAAAUUACCUGAAUGGAAAGUGAAUAGUAUUAAAAGAUUAAAAGUUUCAAAAAACAAUAAAAUUGUUAUUACUCUUAAGGAAAGAAUUAUCAAUAGCGACCAGAAUGUAACUAUAUUUUUUAACCAGUCCAAGGGUGGAAAGAGAAGGAGCACAUGGGGAAGAGAUGCAUUUGACAGGGACUCAACGGACGGUGCGCUAAAGGCGAUAGGUGAAAGAAGCAGUUACCACGAUGGUAGAGAUUGCAGCUACAGUAACUACAACAACUAUUGCAACUCUAACUUCAAAUGUCAUUGUAACUGCAGGGGGGGCGAGUCCUCGAACGUGCUAGAAACAAAUAGAGGUAUCGACAGUGCACAGUAUAACUUGAAGGACAAAGAUGUCCAGAAUAAGGAAGCAAACAUAGAAGCAGUAGACACAAAGGAGACCGAGUGCGGGAAGAAGCAGGAGCUGGAGGAACUACGACUAGACUCCCAUCUUAGCAGCGGAAACGAGCUUCUUAUCAAUUAUUUCACUCAUGGAAAUAUAAAUUCAAGUGAAGAACUGCGUUCCAAUGCCAACCAGAUAAAUGGAUUGACAAAUAUGCCCAAUGACAUUUCGAGCGCAGAGAACAUUAUUCCGCAUAUUAAGGAAAACGGGGUGAAUGAAGUGAACGAUAUGAGUAACGUGUGUAACGUGAGUAACGUGAGUAACGUGAGUAACGUGAGUAACGUGAGUAACGUGAAUAACGUAAGCAACGUAAGCAACGUAAGCAACAUGAAUGGGGUUAACGAUAUCAGAGGAAGUAACAGGUUCUCGUUAGCUUAUGAGAAGGAGAGUACAGUGAUAAAGUGCUUAAAGAAAGGGCGUUUAAUAGACAGUGGAAAACACUAUAUAUCAUAUACCAACGAAAGAGAGAUAAAAAAGUACAGUCACAUGACAAUUUAUAGCACGCAUCCAGUUAUAGCGCUCUUUUUAAGAAAGAAAUAUAGUAAAGCAAUAAUUCGAAUGAAACGAAAGAGAGUAAUAAAUGAUUGUAGAUAUUUUUUAAAAAGUAUAUUACCACAUGUGAAAAUAGAAAAGAUAAUUUUUUAUGAUUGGAUGAAUAACAAAUUUUCUAGAGGAGUAAACUCCUUUUUAGGGAAAAAUGGUUUAAUAAUAGAUAAAGAUAUUUUGUCAUUUCCAGUGAGUAAUAGAUUAUUAUUUGCAGGAGAGCAUACACAUAAUAGUGAUUGUAAUUCUUUGGUCAGUGCCUUUCUGAGUGGCAAGAGGGAGGCAUAUAGAAUAAUUGAAAAAAUUAAUAAAGUAGUGUACAUGAACAAGUUGACAAAGUGUUUUUACAACAGAGAUGAAGUGACAGUAGGCACACCAUUGAUGCCCGAUUGGGGAGAGGAAGGAUUAGGUGCUUCAUCAGGAGUGGAAGGAGCAACAGCAGUGGCGGUAGGAGCAUAUUCAGGAGCGACUAGCACACUAGAAAUUCCAAACGGUAGAGGAUACAUAAAACAUUGCAAAGAAAUAGUAAUAAAAAACAUUGAAACUGAUUUUUUCGUAUAUAUAUAUGAUGAUGAAGUAAUUGGAUUAAAUAAAAAUGAAUAUGAAACUUGGUUUGAUAAUGUAAGAUGUAUAUUUUGUAAUCAGACUCAAACGAUAAGCAAAUAUUUUAUAGGUAUUAUAAAGUUGAAACAUAGAAAUGGGAAAUAUUUAAAAUAUACUUGUCAUAAAGAUUGUUUGUAUUUCAAUAAUUACACAUAUAAUCAUACAUAUGGUAAUAGAUAUUUCAAUUUAACAAUUUUGUUUAAUCAUUUAUUUCAUAAAAAAUGUUCAGUCUGUUUACUAAAUUUUCCAUCAUUAAAAUGUAGUAUUUACAAUUGUAAUAAUUUUAUUCAUUUAAAUUGUGCAUAUAGUUAUUUAUCAUGGCCUAAUUUCUGCAAGACAAGUAGACAUGAAAUACUCUACUGUUACAAACAUCAAUAUAUGCAUGGUCUUUACCACAAUUAUUAUGAAGAACAUUGUGUUCGAAGAAGGAGGAAAUGUUGUAUCACUGGAGGGUUGUGCCACAAGGAAAAAUGCACAACGAGGAGAAACCAGAGAAAAAGGAGAAGAAAUAAAGUAAAUAUGAAAAAGAGUAAUCAAAUUGGUGAUAGUAGCUCGUGUAAUGGUAGUACUAACAGUGGUAGCCAUAAUGGAAGUAGUACUAACAGUGGUAGUUACAACGGUAGUGCUAUUGACAGUGGUGGAAGCCAUAACACUGGUAUUAAUGAUAACUAUGAUGAUAACUAUAAUGAUAAUUGUGUCAAACGAAACAACGAAAUUAAUGACGAUUGCAAUAUCGAGGGAAGUCACAACGUUAUCGGUAUGAUUAGUAAGAGCAGAGACCACCAAGUUAUGCAUUCUAAUAUACACAGGAAAAAAGUGUACACUAUUUUGGACCACAACACAGAGAAAGAGUACAAUCAGUCGAAGGAGGAUUCCUACAUUUGUAAAAACAAACGCUGCCGAAGAGCUCUCAGGUAUAAGAACAUUCAUUAUGCUUAUAAUGUCCAAAGCGAUGAAUACCCAGGUAACUUUAUUAACCCUAGAAGAAAAAGCCAUAACAAACAUAGUAGUACGAAGAGACCAUUUAUAGAUCAUCUGAGUGACAAUGUGCAUUCGAAUAUUAGCAAGUUUUUAUCCUAUUACCAAAACAAACAUAAUAGUAAUUCAUAUAUGGACUUGUCAACUAUUCUAAAAAAUGUUAAUUAUAUAAAUGACAACCUGUUCAGAUAUAUGAUCAAAAAAUAUAGAAGGAUGUUUCCUCAGCAUUGUUGUAACCAUAAUAUACUAUGCAGUAGUAGUUACAAUUGUUAUUAUAAUAUUAACGAAGAGAAAAAGAAGUUUAUAGAUAGAAGUUUGCUAGGCUUGAAAUAUUUAAAUAAAAAUAUUUGCGCUCUAGAGCAAGAAAGAUGUACACAUGUCGACAUCAGCAAUGAUGGUGGUGUGUAUAGUGAGCAUGAUGAGUAUGGUAUGCAUAAUGCCUAUAGUAUGCAUGAUGUGUAUGGCACGCAUGGUAAGUAUGGUGCACAUGGUAAGUAUAGUGCACAUGGUGAGUAUAGUGCACAUGGUGAGUAUAGUGCACAUGGUGAGUAUAGUACACAUGGUGAUUAUAGUACACAUGAUGAGCGUUGUAAUCGUGGUUAUCGUGAUAAACUUGUAGAGGGAAAUUACGAGGAUUUAGAAAAUGGCAUUAAUAAUAAGAACAAUGAAAGCAGUUACAGGAACAAUAUUAGGAAGAACGGGAUGCAUAUGAAUAAUGCCCACUUGAAUGAUAAUGUUAUUGGCAAUAACAUUGACGAUCAUAUUGAUGAUCAUAUUGACGAUCAUAUUGAUGAUCAUAUUGACGAUAAUGUUGACGAUAAUGUUGACGAUAAUAUUGUCCAUAGUAUUGGUCAUAGUAGUGGUCAUAGUAUUAAAGAUAACAGUGAGAAUAACAGUAAUAGUAAUGGUGAUAACAUUGAUCAGAAUGACAGUAGUAAUGUUAUACCAUAUACGUUUACUUAUCAACAGCAAACCCCACCGAGUCAUCUCAGCAGUCUGCAUACCACUCUGUUUACGAAGGAACAUAUUGAAUUUUUGAAAAAUAUGCAAAAGAAUAGUAAAAGGAAUAUGACGGCAAGGACCAGCAGGCAUAAUUACAUCUUCUGCAGAAGCGGUGAAGAUGUACACGUAUGCACAAGUGAUAACUGUAGAAAUAGCAAUUACAAUCGUAGCAUUAACAUGCACAAUAGAAGUAACAGGUAUAGUGAUAACAUUGGCAAGAAUGGAUGCUACGACGGUAGGAAUGGCCACCUGAGAAGAGAAGGGGGAAAUUAUGACGAUAAUUACAACAGUGAAUAUAAUAAUAUUAAUAAUAAUAGUAUUAAUAAUAAUAGUAUUAAUAAUAAUAGUAUUAAUAAUAAUAGUAUUAAUAAUAAUAAUAUUAAUAAUAAUAAUAUUAAUAAUAAUAAUAUAUUAAUAAUAAUAAUAUUAAUAAUAAUAAUAGUAUUAAUAAUAAUAAUAUAUAAUAAUAAUAAUAAUAAUAAUAAUAAUAAUAAUAAUAAUAAUAAUAAUAAUAAUAAUAAUAAUAAUAAUAAUAAUAAUAAUAAUAAUAAUAAUAAUAAUAAUAAUAAUAAUAAUAAUAAUAAUAAUAAUAAUAAUAAUAAUAAUAAUAAUAAUAAUAAUAAUAAUAAUAACAGUAACAAUUCAAAUAACGAGAACCCCUUUUUGCAGUCCGCAAAUGUUGGAGCAUUAAAUAGUAAGAUGCAGCAAGCUAAAGAAGCAUACUAUAGUAAUGAAACAAGGGAUAAGGAUGAACGUAAAUCUAAUAGCUGUCAAUUGCAUGGGAAACAGAAAAACAACUACAUGGGUGAAGAGAAUAACCAUGUUCUAGUAGAAAACAGUUAUAUACCCCCAAAGGACAUAAAAAAAACGAACAAGUCGAUGAAUCAACUCGAUAAGAUGCUCUCAGCAUAUAAUGCAAAUAACAGUUUAGUGUACCGUUUAAUUUAUAAUUAUUAUAAAGAAAUAAAUAAAACGAAACAAGAGUCAAUGCAUUCCUAUUUUCACCCCUCUGAUGAAAAUAAGCAAAGUAAUGAAAUUCAUGCUGAAAGCAGUAGCAUCCACCAACCUAGUAAGCACCCAUAUGAUGAUCACGUUAUGAAGCAUAAAAACGCGAUCACUACUGCAGAACAGGGAAGCAUGUACGAAAGUAAGCGCGAUAAGUAUUAUAUGCACGAACACAACGAUAGCGGUAGAGGGACCUACACCAAAAGCAGUCGAAAAAGUAGUACGCCUAAUAAUAUCAAUACUCGUGGUAGAAAAGUGAAGGAUAUGCCCUCCACGUAUGACAGAAGGGAAAACAGAGUAGAUAACAUAAUGGCCGAUCGAACGAACGACCGAGUGAACGACCGAGUGAACGACCGAGUGAAUGACCAAGUGAAUGAUCGAGUGAAUGAUGACGUACAUCAUUUGAACAAAUUCCUUUUCAAGGCUGUAAACCAUAACAACUUAAAUGAAAACAAAAACAAGCCUUGCAGCAAUUAUGCGCACAUACAAAAUGAAACGAAAUUAGGGUUAGAAAUUUUGAAUCCUCCUCCUCUUCAUUCAAGUGGCGAAUCCAAUAAGAGUAAGACUUAUGUACUGAGUAAUAAUACAAAAAGCAGCGAUAACGUAAACAAACACGUUAGUGCGAACAUAACCAAUAUUGGUGGAAAAGGCAGCGAUAUAGUUAGUGAUGUAGUUAGCGGUGCAGUUAGUGGUCACAGUAGCAGUAGAGCUGCCAAGGAUCCGAAGGACAGUGCUCUUUUAAAUCCGUUCGAUUUGAAAAACAAUAAAGGAGGAGUGGACCAUAACAAAUUAGAGUUACUGUACAAAUUAUAUCUGGAACACAUAUAUAUAAAUAAUAAAAGUAAAAAAAAAAAUAUGAACAUGCAAAAGGAAAAUAAUGAAAAAUUAUUUCGAAACAAGUUGUUAGAGAAUUACUACCAAAUACUGAAUGGUAAUUUGAACUCGCAGAAUUUUAAUAAAAAUUAUAUAAUGACAAAUGAGCAGUUAGGAGCAGACAAAAAUGUCAAGAAUGAUGUUAAAAGGAAAGGAAAAAAACAAGAUUCCUUUUAUUUGUCCAAGAAGAAGGAAUAUACUAAUAACACGAUUCCAGAGGAGGAGGGAGAAGCCCGCGACGAGAAAGAAACAAGCAUAUCGAAUAUGUCAAACGUGUCGAAUGAAGAAGAAGACAGUGCGAACAUUUUUAAAACAUCCUCAAAGUUAGAAGAUAAUGUGUACAAUAGAAGUGAACCAUUUACUACUCAUAUACCUCUUACAUCCCUCACACACUGUAUGGACUCAUUCGGAGUGAGCAGCAAAAGUAAGGGGAGCAAGUAUCGUAGUGUAGAUAACGAUGAUCAGCGCUUUGUUUAUGAACAAUUUGAUGGCGAGGUAAAUAAGUCAACUACAGAUUUUUUAAAUUUAGAAAAUAACGAAAUGAGUUUAGAGGAAAGUAAUAAUGAAACAAUGUAUAGGAGCACCAAAGAGAUGAACGAUUUAAAAAAGCGCUUACUUUAUCAUAAACGAAAUCAUAAUAGGAAAAAUGAAAAGGAUCAUCCGAAUACUGCACCCAAAGCAGAAGCAAUGAAGACACAACAUGAAAAGAACGUAAUGGAGAAUAUAUAUAUGGUGGAUGAAAGCAUAGCAGAAGAAGAAGGAGAAGGAAAGGGAGGACAAGAACAGAAGCAACAGAAGCAGAAACAGAAACAAAAGCAACAACAACAUAAUGAUGAGCUUCUUUUCGAAAAAGAAAAAAAGAAAAAAAAAAAAAAAAGAAAAAAGGAGCAAACAGCAGAGGAAAUGUAUCAUUUCAAAACACAAAUGAUGUAUGAUCAACUGAAAAAUACUGAUUCUUAUAAAAUUUUUAAAGACUUAGAUGUCAAAAAUAAAGAGCAUAUGAUAUCCCUUCUUUUGAAUAUGAAAAAUGAAGCUUCAGUUGAACUUAGAAACGACAAAGGGGCAAGGAAUGAUAUAAAGAAUAAUGAGCAGUUGAACAAUCAAAGUAGAAGUGUUAGUUACCAAAAGAGUUAUACUGAUGAAUAUGUAAGCGAUUUACCGAACGAAGGUGAAAGGGAUCAUUUCAAGGGGGACUACACUAGAAACGAUGGUACUGUGAUUGCUCCGGUUGCUCCAGUUGCUUCGGUUCCUUCUGCUUCUGUUUCAUCCUUUGCUUCACCUGUGGAGGUUGGUCAUAGCAGUAGUAGGGAUGGGAAGACUGAGAACAGGAGGAAUGUCUUAUCAUCUCAUGUAAACAACGAAAUCAAAGUCAGAAAAGGUCUAACAGAUUCUAACUCAGUUGAUUCAAAGUAUAACCUAAGAAAAAAACAUAAACAUGUUAAUUAUGUUGUUAUUGGAGGGGAACAAGGAGAGCAAAAGAAAAAUGACAAACAAAACGAAGAACAAAAUGAAGAUCAAAGCGCAGGUCAGAACGUAGAUAUACAAUUACCACUAAAAAUACAAGAAGCAAUAGGUUUCUCUCGUACAAAUAAUGUUAAAAUAAGUGACAAUAUUAUAAGCAAUAAUUUGAGCUCAACACGAGGGGGAAGAUGUAGCGUUGGUAGUCAUAGUAAUACUGUCGGCAGUGAUAGUACCAUCGGUAGUAGUAGCAGUACUAUAGGCAGUAGUAGUGGCAUUAGUUCGAAUGGGAAUAAUAAACACCCAGUCGGAACUAAGAAACAGCAAUUCGAACAGUCGUCUCAAAUUUGUAACGAAAUGAAAAAUGAAGAAGUAAAGAAGAAGAAAAAAAAAACAAAGGAAGUGGAGGAGAAAAAAAAAAAAAAAAAAUAUUUGAACAAAACAAAUGGUUUAGUCAAACCAAAUAUGAAGCUUCUAACAAGUGCGCUUCUAAUGCAUAAUGAAAAAAAGAAUGAGGAAAAAAACAUGACAAUUCUUCCACCACAUACAUAUGAAUAUCUAACGCAUGUGGAUUUUAAAGAACGAAAUGAUGACUGUUAUUAUAAGAAUAAAUAUACCAACAACCAAGAUAAAAAUGAUGCUGACCAUUUCGAUGAUUCACUGUCUAAUAAAAUUAAAACAGAUAGAAGUAACAACGAUUCAGAACAGAAUAUUGUGUUUAGUGAGAGUAGACCAAUGGACGAAUAUAAAAGAGGAAAGGAGGAGCUAAAAAAAUAUAUGCUUCUUCAUAGUGAUUUACCUUCUGUUGGUCAUAAUACUUACGGAAAUGGAAAUGGAAUUCAUGGAAGCGAUAACAACAUAGUGAUGUCAAGUAUUAGGAACCGUACUACAGCACUGAGAGACGCACUAAAAAAGAAUGCCCAAAGUAGAGUGAGCGAAAGUCAGAAUGAAAUGAACGAAUAUAAGAGCAAUGUGGACGAUAUGUAUAGCAGAGUGGGCGAUGUGCACAGCAGAGUAAACGAAAGUCAAAGUAAGAUGAAGGAAAAUGCACUCGGUGAAAAUUAUUAUGAACAUGUUAAUGUAAAUAAGAAGAAAAAUAAUUUUGAAAAGAUCAUAGAACUGCUACAUGCAAAUAAAGAUAUGCUGACAGGGAAAUAUUUAAAUGAUAUGAAAAAUAAUAAAAAUACUGAAUACUGUAAUAAUGUAAAUAUAGAAAAAAUUAUGGAAGAGGUUGUAUUGCUUGCAGAUGAACAGUUGUCAAAGGAUCAAACUACAAAUGAUGUAAUAAAGAGAAAAAAUAGUAAUAAUAAAAAAAAACAAAGCAGUCAUAAUAAUUUUGAUCCUUUAAAAAAUUUCCCUUAUGAUGAGAAAGCUAUAAAAAAGAGUGUUAACAUUACUGGAAUAAUGCCAAUGGAUAGUAACAGUGACAAAAGGAAUAAUAACAUGCUUGAUCAAGUUGACAAGAAUGUAGAGAGAGGAACGAGUAAUGGAAACGGGAUUUGCAGCAGCAUGGAUGAUGAAUACUUGGUUGACAGCAGAAAUGGAAAAACAGAUACCAGAAUAGAUGAUGACAAAGGUGUAGUCACACAUACUAGUUGCAGUAGUAGUAGUAGACGUAAUGCCAUCAUGCCUAACAAUAACAGUGAUAACGAUAGUAUGAAAAGGAAAGUUUUUUAUGGUAACUGUUAUAGCCAACACGAUGAACACAGUGAGAAAUAUCAGAAUACGAAAAAUAAGAAUAACACUGGCAAUGAUAAUAAUAAUAUUAGCAGCAUCAACAAUAAUAUUAGCAGCGUCAACAAUAAUAUUAGCAGCAUUAACAAUAACAGUAGCAGCAUUAACAAUAACAGUAGCAGCAUUAACAAUAACAGUAGCAGCAUCAACAAUAACAGUAGCAGCAUCAACAAUAACAGUUGCAGUGGUAAUACCGAGGUGUUACUACCGAACGACGGUGAUAUCGUCAAUAAAUAUAAGGGCUAUAACUUAAGUUCACUAGAUGAUAUACAGAGUAAGUAUGAAGUAGAUCUAAAUAGUAGCUUAAUUGGAAAGCAAGCUACAUACAGUAUAAUUAAAUACAAUUUAACAAAAAAUAACCUUAUUAAUAACGUUUUAAGUGAUAUGAAAUCUAACCUAUCACAAAAUAAUUUGAUGAAAAACAUGAAUAACUGUAGCUACCCAAGUGCAUCCGAUGAGACAGAGAAUCUCCCACUUUAUCAAAGAAAGAGGAGAAAGCUUUAG
Plasmodium malariae is the source of this 12681-nucleotide messenger RNA. Its product is annotated as conserved Plasmodium protein, unknown function. The record is from RefSeq and is a predicted model, not a curated record. The transcript has 2 exons. Gene Ontology annotation, molecular function: oxidoreductase activity. NCBI's taxonomy places the organism in Eukaryota, Apicomplexa, Aconoidasida, Haemosporida, Plasmodiidae. Bases 1 to 12681 code for a protein of 4226 amino acids.